GCGCGCGAGCUGUCAGAUCGAGAGACCCAGAGAGAGAACACCGAACAACGGUCGCCUCGUCUUUCAGUCUCAACCCCUCCGUCCUCUCGCCGCCUCCUAAAAGGCAUUGACGCCGCUCCAACGGCCCGUCUCGCUGCUGGGCGGACUCGUAUCUAUUUAUUUUAUUUUUGCCAAUUUACGCGAAAACUAACCGUAGUUUUUUUCUUUUUUUUUUUCCUUCUUCUUUUCUUUCUUCCCGGAGCCGACAAAAAGUAAAAGAAGCGAGAGACCAAGAAGAGAGACAUGGCUGCGACAACCUGUACGCGAUUCACAGACGAAUUUCAGCUAUACGAGGAGCUGGGGAAGGGAGCCUUUUCAGUGGUGCGCAGAUGUGUUAAGCUGUGCACGGGACAGGAGAAUGCCGCCAAAAUAAUCAACACCAAAAAGUUAUCUGCAAGAGAUCACCAGAAGCUGGAAAGAGAGGCUCGGAUCUGUCGCCUGUUGAAACACUCCAACAUCGUUCGUCUUCAUGACAGUAUUUCAGAGGAGGGCUUCCACUACCUCCUGUUUGACUUGGUGACCGGAGGUGAACUGUUUGAGGACAUCGUAGCCAGAGAGUAUUACAGCGAGGCCGACGCCAGUCAUUGCAUCCAGCAGAUCGUGGAGGCGGUGCUUCACUGCCAUCAAAUGGGCGUGGUGCACCGGGACCUGAAGCCAGAGAACCUGCUCCUAGCAAGCAAAUGUAAGAAUGCCGCGGUGAAGCUGGCCGACUUUGGCCUGGCCAUCGAGGUGCAGGGGGAUCAGCAGGCCUGGUUCGGAUUCGCUGGCACACCGGGGUACCUGUCCCCUGAGGUGUUGAGGAAGGAGGCAUAUGGCAAACCUGUGGACAUCUGGGCCUGCGGGGUGAUCCUCUACAUCCUGCUGGUGGGUUACCCUCCUUUCUGGGACGAGGACCAGCACAAGCUGUACCAGCAGAUCAAGGCCGGGGCUUACGAUUUCCCUUCCCCAGAGUGGGACACAGUCACCCCAGAGGCCAAAAACCUGAUCAACCAGAUGCUGACCAUCAACCCAGCCAAGAGGAUCACUGCCCAGGAGGCCCUCAAGCACCCAUGGGUCUGCCAACGGUCCACAGUGGCGUCUAUGAUGCACAGGCAGGAGACCGUGGAGUGCCUGAAGAAGUUCAAUGCCAGGAGGAAACUUAAGGGGGCCAUUCUUACUACCAUGCUGGUUUCUCGAAAUUUUUCUGUGGGCAGCAGACAGACCACCACUCCGGCCGCUGUCACUGCUGCUGCUGCCGCUGCAGCGGCGGCUGCGGCCGCCGGCACCGCCGCCGGGCUGGUGGAACAAGCAGCUAAGUCCUUGCUCAACAAAAAGGCAGAUGUCAAGAAACGCAAGUCCAGCUCUACUGUCCAGUACAUGCCCCAGACAAACAGCACCAAAAACAGCAUAGUCACCAGCCCCAAAGGACACGCCCAUUCACCUGCCCUGGAACCUCAGACAACCGUGAUCCAUAAUCCAGUGGACAGGACGAAGGAAUCGUCAGACAGCAGCAACACCACCGUGGAGGACGAUGACGUGAAAGGGAAGAGCUUAGACAACAGCUCGCUUAAGGCGCAGUCCAGCACAAGCUCCCAGCCAGAUAGCACCCAGGGCUCCUCACCUGCGGUGUUCUCUGCCACAAAGUUUGCCGACCUGCUGGGCUCAGUGCGUAGGGGCUCAGGGCCCACGUCCGACGGGGAAGGGAGAUCCUGCACCCCACCUGCCGCUGCCCUCUCUGCCCUCUCUGCCCUCUCUGCCCUCUCUGCCCCCUCCCCUCCACACACCCCUGUUGUCCCCAUGCAGAUGUCUCGGCUCACAGACCUGGUAAGCAGCAUCCGCAAGGUGCCGGCGGCUGCCCCCGCACCCGAGGGUGACGCCGCACCGGUACCGAGCGCCAGGCCCGCCCCUCCACCUGCACACACCACAUCCCCACCUCCAUCUCACUCCCGCUCCAGCCCCUCCCCGUCCUCCUCCCAGACACGCAAACAGGAAAUUAUCAAGAUCACCGAGCAGCUGAUAGAGGCCAUCAACAACGGAGACUUUGAGGCGUACGCUAAGAUCUGCGACCCCGGACUGACUUCGUUUGAGCCGGAGGCGCUGGGCAACCUGGUUGAGGGGAUGGACUUCCACCGAUUCUACUUUGAGAACCUUUUGGCCAAGAACAGCAAGCCCAUCCACACCACCAUCCUGAACCCCCACGUCCACCUGAUCGGCGAAGACGCGUCCUGCAUCGCCUACAUCCGCCUGACUCAGUUCGUGGACAUCCAGGGUCGGCCGCGGUCCAGCCAGUCGGAGGAGACGCGCGUCUGGCAUCGCAGAGACAGCAAGUGGCAGAACAUCCACUUCCACUGCUCAGGCGCACCAGCCGCGCCACUCCAGUGAGGGUUGAAUGCGAUAACUUUGUCUGUCAGGAGUGCUCUGCUGGUGAGAGAGGAAGAGGAGGAGGAGGAAGGGAUGAAAGAACAAGUCAUGGGUUGGUUUGGGAAACAGGCCCUCCAACAACAGACCCUCCCACACUGGACGCUCGGCUCAACUCCCAGCAUGCAUCUCUUCUUUUACUACCACUGUCUGUGCACACCUGCCCCACAACAUCUUCUGACAGCUAUCAAACCAACGGCUCCUUCCUCUUCUUCCCUCCGGCACGCCGGGUGACUGGCGAGGGGUUUGGGGGUUGUUUUCGGCACUGGUGUGAUUCCUUCUUCAUGUGCUCUCUUCCUUCCUUCCUUCCUUCCUUCCUUCCUUCCUUCCUUCCUUCCUUCCUUCCUUUCCCACAACUUGUGUGACACCAACCCUCUUGUCCUCCUGUGAAUCCACACGUGUGUGACAUAAACACUGCACUGGAAAUACAGUAUGUAAAGUUGUAAGUCAAAUCUAUUAUCAUUACUCUAUUAUUAUUAUUAUUAUUACACAUUUGCAAUUGUAUAUGUCAUUUGUAAAAUUCUAAAUUCCUGAUGCCAGUGGUUUCUAGAGUUGAAUGAAAUCUUUUUUUUCCUCUAUAUAUCUUUUUAAGGAAGCAUGUUUUUUUCCAUAUUAACAGUGGCUGUGUUUGUUUUUUUAUCGUGGCUAUUAAGUGGAUAUGAUAUUGGCAGUUUUUUUGUAAUUUGCUUCUUGUAUGUGAGCUAUAAUACUGCGCCCGAUCUCAUGGUCAACGUGUUUUGGUUUCGUUUGGGGUUUUCUUUUCUUCUUUUGUCUUUUUUCUUUGGAAGAGGUGUGUCUGAUGGUGUGAAUGUAGAGAGUAAGUCUUUCUCUGUGUGUGUGUGUGUGUGUGUGUGAGACUGUGGUCAUGUAAGCCCGACACACACUAUUUCAAACGUUACGACUGAGAAGGGGUUCGCUAACGCAAACCGCAAGCAAUUUUAUUGUAAAAAUGUACUUUUCCAUCUUCAUGGUCGAUGCCAUAUGGCUCCCUGAAGGGUGAGCCCAAAAGAAAUGGUGAAAAGGAAAAAAAUUAUAUUUUUUGUGCCCGUUAAUGACAAUGUUUCCUUCCUAGUUUCCAUAAUUCUCAUCACAAUGAGACCAUUUAAAUAUAUAUUUAUAUAUAUAUAUAUUUAAUGUUUAUUGUUUCAAAUAAGUUAUAAAUAAGAAUUUUUUUAUAUGUUCCAUGUCAUAACCAGAAAAACAACCAUCACAGACAAUAUCAGAGAAGCAGUUAAAGGAAUCAUUUGAUAUUUUACUUUAAUUUGGACGGUGGUUUUGCUCUGAUCCAGCAUAAUUGUGCACAUAGAAGACAUUAAGACAUUUCUUUAAAGAUGCGGCAGAAUCAUAUUUAUUAAAUGAAGUCAAAAUAUUGAAAUGCCCCGUUAGACACGAACACAUGAGAAAAGGACUGAAUGGGGAUGGAGGAAUGCGCUGUUGGUGGCCGCUGCUGUUGCUAGGCGACGGUUGAGAACCCCGCUUUUCCCUAAAAGUUGUGAUAUUUUUAACUCGCUAAGAUUCUCGAUGCCGUCUGGAACGCAACACACCUUUUUUCUUUUUCUCUCUCAGUGUGUAUUCUUUACAAGUCUGGAGGGCAAAUAUGUAAGGAGAAGGCUUUAUUUCGGAGGACACAUCAGUCCCCUGCCUUCGUUCGGCCCAGGGCUUUUUUAAAAAAAUUUUUAAAUUAUUAUGAUUUUCUCUUCUUUUUUUUCUUGUAAUAUGUUGUUCGUGUAUUUUCAGCUUUUUAUGAUAUUAAGUGCUUGUGCCAGGGGUGGCAAGAUUAAUCUGAUGGACUUUGCACCACUGAAAACCUGUUUUGUUUUUUUUGCCGGAAGGGGUUUGACUCCUCUGUACUUUGCUCGUCCGCCAUUGGCUGCCUUCACGUUCGCCUCGCCCCUAUUGGUCAGACCAAGAUAUUAAAGAGACCGGGCAGUCGGUUUGAUGAAUAGUC
Messenger RNA from Cyclopterus lumpus (lumpfish), 4384 nucleotides. RefSeq names its product calcium/calmodulin-dependent protein kinase (CaM kinase) II beta 1 (gene camk2b1). Gene Ontology annotation, molecular function: ATP binding; calmodulin binding; calcium/calmodulin-dependent protein kinase activity. NCBI's taxonomy places the organism in Eukaryota, Metazoa, Chordata, Actinopteri, Perciformes, Cyclopteridae. Gene Ontology annotation, biological process: protein phosphorylation. Gene Ontology annotation, cellular component: cytoplasm; neuron projection. The transcript has 25 exons. The record is from RefSeq and is a predicted model, not a curated record. Bases 283 to 2400 code for a protein of 705 amino acids.